Messenger RNA from Trematosphaeria pertusa, 294 nucleotides. RefSeq lists its product as uncharacterized. The transcript has a single exon. Lineage: Eukaryota; Fungi; Ascomycota; Dothideomycetes; Pleosporales; Trematosphaeriaceae. The annotation marks the transcript as partial. The record is from RefSeq and is a predicted model, not a curated record.
AGAGAAUGGUGGUGGGAAUUACUCACAUGGCUGUUCGGUACCUGCGCGUUUGCGACUCUGAUAAUCCUAUUAGCCCGGUUCAAAGGCCAAUCAACGGAGGAGUGGAAGAGCGUGGUGCAACUAUCAACCGUGGUGGCCGCGCUUUCUCAAGCAGCCCAAUCAUCCUUGAUGGUGCCAGUUGCAUCAUGCAUUGGGCAGCUGAAAUGGCCGUGGCUCCAAACUCGCCAGCCUAUGUCCUACAUCCACAUUUUCGACGAAGCGACUCGAGGCCCAAAUGGCAGUGUGUGGCUGCUU